UCUUUUUUAAGCCUUAGCCUUCCCUCUCAACUUCUCUAUUCUCUCUCUUUCUCUCUCUCUCUCUUCUUUACAAUUUUUUCUAUCUCUGUUCUCUGUGAACGCUGAUUCUUUUUUCUUGAUCUCUCGAGAGCAAAUCAUCAUCAUCGCCCAUGGCUGAGGAGACUCAGAAGCCUGCAGCACCUGCACCGGAGGCUCCUUCUACUGAGGAGGUCGUAGUGGAGAAGCCUGUUACUGAGAAGGAGCCUCUACCUGCUACUGAAUCUGAACCUCAGGCACCGGAGAAGCCUGCAAUUGUGGUUGAGGAGGAGGUCGUUGCUGUUGAAGCUGAGAAACCUAAGGAAACUGAGGAAGUUAAGAUUCCUCAAUCUGUUUCUUUUAAGGAAGAGACUAAUGUUGUUGGGGAACUUCCUGAAUCUCAAAAGAAAGCCCUUGAUGAGUUGAAACAGCUCAUCCAAGAAGCACUUAAUAAGCAUGAGUUCACUGCCCCGCCGCCGCUGCCACCUGUGAAAGAGGAGGCGAAGCCGGCUGAGCCUGAAAAGACUGAGGAGAAAGCCGAGGAGAAAGUUGAAGUCAAGGAGGAAGAGAAAACUUCUGAUGCUCCUUCUACAAGUGAAGAGCCUAAAACUGAAGAAGAACCUAAAGCCGCCGAGGUUGAGACUGUAACUCCACCACCCCCACCGCCAGUGGAAGUCAAGGGAGAGGAGAAGGUGGAAGUGAAAGAAGAAAAUAAGGAUGAACUACCGGCUGAAGCUGUUGUGAUCGCUGAAGUGGUGGCGGCGAAGGUGACUACUGUGGAUGAGGAUGGAACCAAGACGGUAGAGGCAAUUGAGGAGACCGUAGUAGCGGUUUCUUUAGCUCCUCCUGCUGCAGAGGAGCCAGCACCGGCUAAAGAAGUUGAGGCCGCUCCAACGGAGGAAACCAAAACAGAGGAAACUCCUGCUCCUCCACCACCACCACCGGAGGAAGUUUUCAUCUGGGGAAUUCCACUCCUUGGAGAUGAGAAGAGCGAUGUGAUCCUCCUGAAAUUCCUGAGAGCCAGGGAUUUCAAGGUGAAGGAUGCCUUCACCAUGAUCAAGAACACUGUACGCUGGAGAAAGGAGUUUGGAAUUGAUUCUCUGCUUGAAGAAGACCUUGGAAAUGAAUUGGAAAAGGCUGUGUUUAUGCACGGAUUUGACAAAGAAGGUCACCCUGUGUGCUACAAUGUUUUUGGUGCUUUCCAGGACAAGGAGCUCUAUCAGAAUUCGUUUGCUGAUGAGGAGAAGCGUGUGAAAUUCCUGAGAUGGAGGAUUCAAUUCCUGGAGAAGAGCAUCAGGAAGCUCGAUUUCAGUCCCAAUGGAAUCUGCACUAUUGUCCAGGUCAACGAUCUUAAGAAUUCUCCAGGGCCUGCUAAGAGGGAGCUUAGGCAGGCAACCAAUCAAGCCGUCGCUUUGCUUCAAGAUAACUAUCCUGAAUUUGUUGCCAAGCAGGUGUUCAUCAAUGUUCCAUGGUGGUACCUUGCAUUUAAUAGGAUGAUUAGUCCUUUCCUGACACAGAGGACCAAGAGCAAGUUUGUUUUUGCUGGUCCAUCAAAAUCUGCUGAGACCCUUUUCAGAUACAUAGCUCCUGAGCAAGUCCCAGUUCAGUAUGGUGGACUAAGCAGGGAAGGUGAACAAGAAUUUAAUGUUGCUGAUUCUGCCACUGAGGUUAUAAUCAAGCCAACAACCAAACAUACUGUUGAAUUCUCAUUAUCUGAGAGGUGCCUUCUGGUCUGGGAACUCAGAGUUCUGGGUUGGGAUGUAAGCUAUGGAGCCGAGUUCGUGCCGGAUACAGAAGAUGGUUACACUGUUAUUGUAUCAAAAACCAGGAAGAUCAGCUCAACUGAUGAACCUAUUAUCAGUGACACCUUCAAGAUUGGUGAAUCCGGCAAGGUAGUGCUCACCAUUGAUAACCAAACAUCCAAGAAGAAGAAGCUUCUGUAUAGGUCCAAGACCAAACCCUUGUCUGAAUGAGCUUCAACUUCAAAAAUCCAAUGCCAUUGUGGGGGAAUCAAGUAGAAGACAUGGAAUGGAAUUGCAGAAAUAAGAAACAGGGUUUUUUUAUUUUAUUUUAUUUUUUGAAAAUCUUUGUUUAAAAUGAAUUUUUGUUAUAUAAAGUCUGGGGAAUUUAUUUAUUAGUUUUGUUGGGGGAGAUUUUGUUAAUUGGUGUUGGAGUGGAUACAUAUUACUGGUAAAGAACAAUCUGGGAAAUGCAUUGGACAGACAAUAUUUGAGGUUGUUUUAUGUGUUGUUGAAUAUAAAUGUAUGUGUCCCACCUGUUGACAGCUUUC
Molecule: messenger RNA, 2305 nt
Organism: Manihot esculenta (cassava)
Lineage: Eukaryota; Viridiplantae; Streptophyta; Magnoliopsida; Malpighiales; Euphorbiaceae
Product: patellin-3
Exons: 4
Coding region: 150-1988 (612 amino acids)
Molecular function (GO): lipid binding
Source: RefSeq, a predicted model, not a curated record